Scomber scombrus (Atlantic mackerel) is the source of this 6622-nucleotide messenger RNA. It is a transcript of the gene purg, whose product is annotated as purine-rich element binding protein G. The record is from RefSeq and is a predicted model, not a curated record. Bases 496 to 1524 code for a protein of 342 amino acids. Gene Ontology annotation, biological process: regulation of transcription by RNA polymerase II. Gene Ontology annotation, molecular function: RNA polymerase II transcription regulatory region sequence-specific DNA binding; purine-rich negative regulatory element binding; DNA-binding transcription factor activity, RNA polymerase II-specific. Lineage: Eukaryota; Metazoa; Chordata; Actinopteri; Scombriformes; Scombridae. Gene Ontology annotation, cellular component: nucleus. The transcript has a single exon.
UGCAGAUGUGCUCGCUGCAGCUGAAUAGAGAGUAUCCGGUGUGAGAGGAGAGCUCCAGCCUCUACAGUAAAUCGUGUCUCUUUAACUGAGGUAUUCUCAGGACGGGUGGUGGUGAUGGUGGUGAGAGGAGGGGGUGGGGGUGGGGGGGUUCAUCGGGUUCAUGUAGUAUUGGACGCCUCCUCCCAUUUCAGGUUGGCUGCUUCACUGGCUCCCUCGGUGAAAAAAGGGUAGCUGUAAGGCAAAUAGGUGAUGGAAAUGGCAUGGAAGUUUGCAGUAGAAAUGGCUAAAUAGUCGAGCCUGACCUUUAUUUGGGACUCAAAAACUCGAUCAGCUGAUGACUCCAAACUAGCUGCCAUUUUCAGGUCAUUCGAGGCAUUUCGCUAACUUGUUUCAAGCUCCAGCCAGUUGUAUAAGCUUGCUUAAUUCGUCUACUAAUCGCCCACUGGGAUGGGGAAAUCGCUUUGUCCUGUGCUGGCAAGUGGUGGAAUAUAAAUCAUGAUGGCUGAUGGAUGUUGCAGAGGGAUGGAAAGAGGCAAGGGUAAGAUUGCAUCAGAUUCUUUAUCGAGACCCACAUUUUCUCAGCAGUUUGUCCAGACCGGAUCACAGCAGCUUGGCAAUGACAUCCAGGAGUUAGCCUCCAAACGCGUCGACAUCCAGAAGAAACGCUUCUAUCUGGAUGUGAAGCAGAGUGUACGUGGACGCUUCCUCAAAAUAGCCGAGGUGUGGAUUGGAAGAGGCCGUCAUGAUAACAUCAGGAAGAGCAAACUGACGCUGUCCAUGUCGAUGGCUCCCGCUCUACGCUACUGCCUGGGAGACUUCAUAGAUUAUUACGCCCGGAUCGGGCUGCGGGGAAGCCUCGCGCCUCCGCAGCUGGAGGAGCACAGCAACAAUGGUCAGGGCCGCGCGCACGAUUUCCGCAGGAGAGCGCAAGAGCACCACACGGUGCUGUCUCCCACCGGCUCUGCGCUGUCUGACGACCAUGCACACCGCGUUCUUAAGAGCGAAUUCAUCGAGAGAGAUAACAGAAAGUACUUUCUGGACCUGAAGGAGAACCAGAGAGGUAGGUUCCUGCGCAUACGACAGACUGUCAGCAAAGGACACGGCACGAUGGGCUACUACGGGCAGGGCAUCGAGCAGACCAUAGUGCUGCCCGCUCAGGGGCUCAUCGAAUUCAGAGACGCGUUGUCACAGCUGAUUGAAGAUUACGGCGACGAAGACAGCGAUGACCGCGGCCGUGUUGGAUCCAGAAACCACGACGACAACCCCGAGCUUCCAGAGGCUGCGUCCUUUCGGGUGGACAACAAGAGGUUUUACUUUGACGUCGGUUCUAACCGGUAUGGUGUAUUUUUAAAAAUUAGUGAAGUGCGACAGCCGUACAGAAAUACCAUUACAGUUCCCUUAAAAGCCUGGGCUAGAUUUGGUGAGAAUUUCAUCAGAUAUGAAGAGGAGAUGCGGCGGAUUUUCUCCUGUCACAAAGAGAAGAGGACAGACGCGCGGCAGGACAGUGAGGAGCAGGAGGACUGAUCUGGGCAGUAGGCUGUGUCUGUGCUUUUGCAUGUAUUCUAGGGAUUCUGUUAGUGAAGAAAAUAUCCAGACCUGGCAGUAAGCCCAAAAUACAUGAUGUACUGUACGUAUCCCUACAAUACUACACUAGAUGCAGCGUCCCUCGUUCACUUUUUGGCUCAUCUACCAAGGGCUGGUAAACAAAAAUGUAACCUGCCAAGAAAUCAUUCAUUCAUAGCCUAAUGCCUACAUCCAGUCACUUUCCAAACAUUUCAUUUCUCAGUGCAAUGUAAUGCCCUUUAGCCAGUUUGCCAGGGCCAGCCCAAGCCGAUGUGGGGCCCUGAGCAGAAUUUUAAAAUCCCCCCCCCCCCCCACCCCUCCCCAUUUAAAUUUGAGCUGCACUGUAAAUUUGUAAGUGACAUAGAAAGGUGAUUUUAUGAAUGUGGUGUAAGCCACUUUAAUGUUUUCCCACAAUGCAUAUUGGUUAACAGUUUUACAGUGCACAAUGGUGCAGAAAAACUGUCAAUCAAAGCUAAGUAAAAAAUAAAUGUUCAUAUAUUAGAUGAAUUGACUUAAUAUGCGUAGUAUAGUUUUCAUUAAAAGUGGAAAUUAGAAAUUGCACAGACAGAAUUAUAUAUGAUUUUAAUUAGUACAUUUAUUUGUAAAACUUUGAAAUAAAAAAUAAACAGAUGUGGAAUUCCACAUUUGGAAUUUGCUUGUUUGGUGGGGCCCCCGGUGGCCAUUCGGCCCCAAAUAAAAAUGUACCUUAAGUACAACACACACUGGCUGUGUUGUUCUGCCAUAGUGCCAUCGUCAGCGUGAAAGCAAACAAACUUACAUCAGUUAGCAAAGUUUGCAAAUAAGAAAAAAUGAUUCAGAAGAUUCACUAGCUAGUGCAAUUCAUCACCUUUAUAAUUCUAUCCAACACUAGUACUUCACCUUUCAUUGAGGUCAGUCACACUUAAGUACUGAUAUCAGAUUUGUUACCUACACGGUCGCCCAUAAAGUUAGAAUCAUUUAGUUUUUCAGACACAUUCCUCUUUUUAUGUUCUAUUUAUACCCAUCAGUAAUCACCUUUGACCAGGUGCAAUGAGAUUGAUCAAUACAAUGUUGAGAAUAUUUACACUUUAUCUAUCAAGAAUAAAUCACAUCGUCUCAUUUCAUGAGAAGAAGUAAAAAAUAUAUUAUUCCAACUUUAUGGGCAACAGUGUACCUUGAAGCCUCAACCACACAAUUUUUAAAAAAUGGCGUUGUGGUAUUUCCCACUUGAAAAGAUCACUGUAUGAAUAAAUAAUUGAGAAGAUUCAAUUCAGUUAAAUUCAGUUUUAUUUUUUAUAGCCCCAAAUCACAACAGAAGUUAUCUCAAGGCACAGGUCUAGAAGAUGUAUUCUCCCCAUCCCAAUACCCAUUUAAAGAGGAAACAGACACUCACUGCAGUCUGAAAAGACAUUCAUAGAUCUCAUUAUUUGUGUAUGUGCUACAGUCACAUUGUUUAUACUUUAUGACAUAGCCUACCAGCUCACAUUUAAAAUGCUUUAUUUGCUAAGUUCUGCUGAGCACAGAGGAGAUGAUCUACACUGGCCACGCAACAGCAUCCUCAGUCCUCCCUCAGUGCCUGCACUGCAGUGCUCACAGUGCUAUACACUAUCAUGAGAGAAAAAAGACCCUGAGCGUAAAAAGAUGCUCUGGGUCACUCAGCUAGACUGUUAAAAAUGGAAGUGUGAAUUUUUUGCAGAUGAAUUCCAGACAGACAGUUGAAACAUGGAGCUGAAAUACUUCCAUCUUAGACAAGGUGUUAAGCCAGGAGCUAACUGGUUAACUGGUCUGCACUGAAACACAGCAUUAUAUUUCCAUUUGCUCCCCAUUCUUUGACAGUUAGGGAAAAGAAUCACUCAACUAUGUAAGAGACUUACGGUACCAAAACAUUUGGCUUGUAACAACAAUGUGUAUUUACACCCCCUCAUCACAGGUUGAACCUAUAUAUGAGUUGUGACCAGUUUGCCAAAGAGGAAUUCAUUCAUUCUCAGAUUUAUUUUCAUUACAAAGCUCAAAUUAGGGCCAAGUCUAAAAUAACAUUUGUUACAGAACUAUAUUUUCUUUGCUUCCCUAUCAUGUUAAUCAUCUUAUGAUUCAUCAUGUGACCCCUUAAGGGUUCUAACCCCCCAGGAGGGAAACUGAUAUAGGAAGGCAAAUGAUUAGAAUAAUUAAACAUCACAAAAUGUAAGAUUUUAUGCCAUUGUAUUUAUUUUGUGUUGUAAUGUUUAAAUCAAAACUAAAAUCAGGCCAACAAUUGGGCUUACAGACUUAGAAGCACUUAGAAGGUGAACAUAUUGAUGCCUUUAAAAAAACUUGUGGAUACUUGAAACUUUAAGAAUAAUAUUUUAUAUUACUUGAUGACACACCCCUUUUAAACUCAGACCUUUACAAACUGAUCAUGUCUGAAUGAGAAAAUCAAGAUGAGUUAUUACCUCAUGUCAUAUGUUAGACCAGUAUCUCCACAAAUGGCUUAAUGUGUAGGACAUUUUUUAAAUUUGAUUUUGAAUUGCUUUUAAAAUGAACAACACAUGGUGCUAUAGAAAUGUGGUCACACGUCAUCUGUUUGUCAUAUGAAGUUGUUGUAAGCAUGUAGGGCAGCUCAGAUCUACAGCAUGACCCAGAUAAGUGAAGGCAGAAACAGGAAUUGUUGUCUUGAUGUCAGUGAACACCUCAGUGCUCAUUGGUAUGAUAGCUGGAUAAAUGAGUGGUAAUAUAGAAAGGGCUCAGCAUCCUGCUCAAACAGGGCUUUAAACCUUCUUUGUACCAAUGUGCUUGUUUCUGCAGAACCGUGUAUUCUACUUAUCCAUACUGUCUACUGAUAAGGAUGUGAUGAUGUUGUCUCAAAGUGUCUGUCUUGCUUGUGUGUGUUUUUUUUGGCUUUUGAUCCUUAAAAAUCCACAAAGUACUGCUUUUCCAUUAGAGCUUAAAUGGCAGUUUGGUGGCAGUUUGAUGUAUUUGACCGGCAUGAAAGAAGAGUCAUCACUAAUGACAAAGGGCCUGAUCCAAACUUUGACUUAAUCGUCCUACAACAGUGUUUAGUCAGUUAUUGUGCUUUACUGUCUUUAGACCUAUCAAUAGAACAAACAGGAAGGAAAUAGCACUUUCACAGACUGCAUCAAUACCAGAGCGUCUGUCAUUAUUUGCGACCAUUAUGCCCAGCUGUGGAUAUUUAUAGUGUCCAUCACUAUUAAACUCAUUCAUCAUUAUUAAAUGUCAGAUCUGUAAUCAGUCAUUUGCUUAAGAAUCAUUAAGUGAGAGAGCAGCUGAUGGCCGGAUGUAGGAAGUCAGAUUGCCCAGCAGAUGUUCCUCUAUGAGGCAGUAAGGUGAACUGUGGCCAAUCUGCAGAUAAGCUGAAGUCGAGAGGUGUCUGAGAUAAUAUCACAGUCUACAAUGUUCUGGUGCCUGAUCCAUUUUUUAAAAGUCACAAAAAAAGAUCUAUAUUUUUGCCGGACACUAGCUGUAAAGACAUUUCUUAUAGACAUUUUGUGGCCUUGAGAAACAUUAGUUUCUUAUAGGCUGGCUGGUGUCCAUUAAAAGUCUGUACUGAGAUCAUUUAAACACACCUCCAGUCAAAAGUUUCAAUAUGCGAGUAUAUUAAACUGCAGAUAGCCAUAGUGACAAACACUGAUGUAUCAAAUGACAUUAGGUGUUGAUGGUAAGAGUAAUACCACCAUGGCCUAGAUUGAUUACAAAUAAACUUUCAGUGAUAAAAAGAUUGAAAUAAGCUUAUCAGAGGUAUCUGAUUGAGAAGAUACAUCCAGCUUUGUUCUUAAUGUUACAUCAUUUUUGUGGUCACAUUUUGACCCCUUGUGCUUACAGUAUUAGAUGACAUUAUACAGAUAGUAAGCUGCAGUACUGAGGUAUCAAUUAUUCUUAUUGUACUUGUUUGAAUUAAAACUCACAUUGUUUAAAGACAGUAUAAAACUGAAUAAACUAAGCUUCAAAUUUGUGAGCAAAGGAGGAUAACCUCAUAAUGUAAUAAUCCAGUCAAAGGUUUGGAUAGGUUUGUCCUAACAGUGCAGUGUUGGUACUACACUGUAUGUCUGCUCCAUGUCUGAACAGAAGCAACUCAAAUGUGGACAUUUCAAACCACAGUCAGUAGUGUUUGAGUCGGGCUCUGUGUUUUAGUGUAACUCUGCUGUGUACUCCUUCUCAGCUGUCUGCUGUAAUCUCAGUUUAGUGAAGCUAAGAUGUAAUUAAACCAAUAGUCUUGGUGGAGGAGAAAAGAAUGCAGUUAAGAAAAUGAAGUGUUAAAAGAUGUGUUACUGGUGACAGUUGGGUGUAUGAAAAGCACAGGAUUAGUUGGGUUUGGUGCAUUUGUUGCAUUGUCUUGUGUAGGAAGUGAAUUAUGUGAGUUGUGAGUUUUUAUUUUCAUACAAAUGGUUUAAAAGUUAUAUAAAGCAGUGUAGAAAGUAUAAUUCAAAGCACAAUUUAUUUUAAAAAAUGUGGAAUUAGAAUAUAUACUGUAUACUGUAGUCCAUUCUCUACAUCCAUUUGAUUCAGCAUCGAUGGCCAGUGAAUUUUGCUCAAGAAGCAACUUUUCUCAAAUUAGAUCUUUCCUCAGCCAACAUAUAAAGAUGAAGACUUCAUUUUUGUUCUCCUAGAAAUUAAAUGUGAAUUCUUUAAAAGAUGUAAUGAAUUCUAAAUAUCACUCCAAAAAGCACUUUAAUAAAAGCUGCACUUUUGUUCUGCUGCUUUGUAAUCAGUUGACGUAUUGGGACCAUUUCCAUUCAUGCCUUUGGUUUAAAGUGACAAUCAUAGAUCCCUGCUUAUUAGAAUCUGAUGAGCUGCAGUUGAACACAACUCCCAUCAUGAUCUGUCAGUUCUUGACAGUCUGGGCAUCAUCUUGUGUAUAUUAAUGCAAAAGUUGUAUUAAUGAAUCAUUGUCAGAUGUACUGUGACGUCUCACAGAAUUUUUUGAAAUGAGCACAAAAUCUGAAGUGCAGGUUUCAUCCUGUGAACAUGAUGAACUGGAUUAUUUGGCAAUGGAACAAACUAAGGUGGUCAUGUUCUAUUUCACUGUGUCAAUUUGAUCAAAUUCAAAAUUCGCUGUUUACAAAAUAGAACAUACUUUGUGACAUUU